AGUAUAAGGAGGAUCGGUAAACGGGUUAUAUUCGACCCGUUCCGUGUGGGUUUGGUUUCGUAGGGUAAGGAGGAGGACUAAGGGAAGAAUUGCGAAGAAGAACCGCUGAAAGAAGGAAAAGCUCAGUGAAAACAGCAAGAAGAAGAAGAAGAAGAAGAAGUUGGGGGUGGUUUUGAUAUUCUGCUUCAGCAGUAAGAGCGAAAAUGGAUGAAGAUGAAUUUCGGCGGCUUCUUGAUCUCUUCCCCACCGUUCGAUCUCCCGAUUUUUAUGGUGAGUCAGAAUCAUCAAGUCAAUCACCUUCUACAGCGGCACAGAAAAAAGAGCUAAAAGAAUGGCAAGAUGCAUGGAAUGACAGAGAUCAUAAAGAAGUUGAGAGUCGUGAACUUGACCAUCAUGAUGCAUUCUGGGAGAAGCUGAAGUCGGCUGCUGAGAAAAAGGUGGGUGCGGCAGAAGCAGAAAGGUUUUGUAAGACAUUUCAACGGAUUCAUAAGAAACUUGUUUAUGAAGAACUGAGUCCAGAUGCUGCACGAAACUUUCUCACCUUGUCAAAGAGUUCUGAACGUUAGUUUUUAUUUUCUUGUAUGAUUUGUACAUUUUUAUGAUAUCAUAUGCCAUUGGUGACUAUAGCAGUUGUAACUGGAUCAAAUUGUAAACUUUAGGGAUGAAUUAAAUGAGUUGAUUGAUGGAUGUUAAA
This is a messenger RNA of Ziziphus jujuba (common jujube), 694 nucleotides long. RefSeq lists its product as uncharacterized. NCBI's taxonomy places the organism in Eukaryota, Viridiplantae, Streptophyta, Magnoliopsida, Rosales, Rhamnaceae. Bases 204 to 566 code for a protein of 120 amino acids. The record is from RefSeq and is a predicted model, not a curated record. The transcript is spliced from 6 exons.